This is a messenger RNA of Varanus komodoensis (Komodo dragon), 1908 nucleotides long. RefSeq names its product leucine rich repeat containing 56 (gene LRRC56). Gene Ontology annotation, molecular function: protein binding. The record is from RefSeq and is a predicted model, not a curated record. NCBI's taxonomy places the organism in Eukaryota, Metazoa, Chordata, Lepidosauria, Squamata, Varanidae.
AUGGAGCUAAACUGGAAGUUAGCCCGAAUCACGAGGCCGAGUUCUGCAACAGUUCGGGUCACAGAUUUGGGUUGGCAAAGUCUGAAUCCCAGUCCAUUGAUUAAAGAUGAUGAAGAACUACUUGUGGAUGAAUAUCUUUCUCCCAAUAAGCUAAGAGCACUGACAGGACUAGAUGAUCUGCAGCAAGUGAGGGCCCUAGAGAUGCGUGUUGACACAAGAGAGAACACCCUGGGAAACUUUGGUACUUACCUUCCUAAUCUAAAGCAAUUGAAACUGAAUAACAGUGUGCUUACUUCUGUGAGGGACCUUGGAACAGCUCUCUCUCGUCUUCAGGUUUUGUGGAUGGUUCGCUGUGGACUUCCAGAUUUAGAUGGGAUCUCAUCCUGCUGCUCUUUGAGGGAACUCUACAUAGCCUACAACAAUAUCUCUGACAUAGCUCAAGUUAGCCAGUUGGAACAUCUUGAGAUUCUAGACCUAGAAGGGAACAACAUUGAAGACCUCAGUCAGAUUCAGUAUUUGGGGCUCUGCACUAAACUAUCUACUCUUACAGUGGAAGGAAACCUUAUUUGCUUGAAGCCAAGCCCGCAGUCAUCAGAGUCCCCAGACUACAACUACAGAGCUGAAGUGAAGAAACUCAUUCCUCAUUUAAAAUAUUUGGAUGAAAUACCAGCAGACCAAACUGUUCUUACUUUCCCAUGCAAGAUGAACAAAGACUGGCUCAUUGUCAAAGAAUCCAUCAAAGAAGGAAAUUUAGUUGAAGAGGCUUCAGAUUCUGAUUCAGGAUGUGUGACAAGAAGGUUCUGCUCUACUGUGAGACUCUGCACUAAUUUCUUCUUAGUCUCUAGACCUCAGACGGCACAGAAACCUCCCAGCGCUCAUUUGAUUUCUGGUUGUAGCGUACUCCUGGAGCCUACUGUUUGUGAUGAGAUACUGCCUGAAGAUAAUGCCAGUGACUUGACCCAUGGUGUCAGUAGAGUUAUAUGUGGGAACCCUAUCAAGGCUCUUCAUGCAAGGAGACAAAAACUAAGUUCUGCAGUAAUGACCUUGUUCCAGCCACCAUGUCAUCCAUUAGAAGAUUCCUCUGACUCUGAAGACACUGUUUAUACAAAUGGGGAGGAUAUCUUUGCUGAACUUAAGGUCUUGAAAGAACAACAUUACCGGCACCUUCAAGCCCUCCAAAGGGCAAAUUCCCCUCAGGUACUAACAAGAAGAUAUAGUUACAAGGCAGAAAGCCAUAGCCUGAGCGACAACAGUGAUGAAGAUAUGCAAGAAGCCCCUCAGGAGGACAUCCUGAAAACCACAUCAUUAGAUUCCUCCUGUCAGUUCCAUCAUCCUCAGUCAUCUUCAGAUUCCUCACUCAUCCAAGAAAAUGUUCUGCCUACAGCUGUAAAACACUGUCUCAUGCCCUCCCCACCAAAAUCUCCCUCGCCUGCAUCUGUGCAGGGUAUGGCAGCUGGAGUUGCCAGAACCAGACGGCUGAAAGUAGCCAAUUCAAAAAAAGCCGUUCAGCUGAAGCCACAGUCUCCAUUACCUGUGACCAGGGACGCCAUGCAACACAUGGUUGAGAAGACUGCUGCUCUGAGUCUCCACAGAAGAUCAGAUCCCCUGUCUAACGCGUCGUCCUUGAGACAGAGGCACAGGACUUGUAGCACUGACAGCAAGCAGUCCCGGAGACCCAUUUCAGGGCCAGCAGCAUUUGGACCAACAAACAACAGAGCCAUCAUGGACAGAACCCUCCCCAAGAUGAUCAACACCCAUCAACCUGUUGUUCGUCCGUGCACAAAAACACCAGAAAGAUUUGCAGUGUUGAAUGUGGUCCGCCCUCUGACCGCCAGGGCUGCCCUGCAGAGCUUGCCAAACAGGCCGGAUAUCUCAAUGACAGCUCAAAGCAAGACUCCCAGACUGUAG